Messenger RNA from Schizosaccharomyces octosporus yFS286, 1664 nucleotides. Its product is annotated as serine carboxypeptidase Sxa2. The record is from RefSeq and is a predicted model, not a curated record. The coding region runs from base 135 to 1664 and encodes 509 amino acids. The transcript is spliced from 2 exons. Gene Ontology annotation, biological process: proteolysis. Gene Ontology annotation, molecular function: serine-type carboxypeptidase activity. Lineage: Eukaryota; Fungi; Ascomycota; Schizosaccharomycetes; Schizosaccharomycetales; Schizosaccharomycetaceae.
UUCUAUAAAAUUUUAAUCUUUUUGUAAGUGUCUUUUAUAUGAGUUUUUUUCAUAAACUUGUUUAAUAGCAACAUGUUUUGCGCUAUGGAUGCCGGGUGUAGUUUUUGGAAAUUAAAAAAAAAAUUAAAUUCGAGAUGAAUUUGGCUGUUCAUGUUUUGCUCCUGUCAUUUUUGUUGUACACUGUACACUCAUUUCCAGCUUAUCCUCCUUAUCCAAUCUAUCCUCGUUCUUCUCUAAACAGUAGCAAUGCUUCCUCGGUACCAAUUCCACAGCCAAGCUACAAUUCCUCUUCAAAAGCUAUGAAUCCUGACCUGGUUACGUCUCUUCCCGAGUACAGUGGUUCUCUUCCAGAGCUAUAUUCAGGAUACCUCAGCGCUGAAAAUUUUAAGCAGAUUUUCUACACCUUUGCUCCUGCCAUCACUCCCACUGAUAAAUUUAUUGUUUGGCUCCAAGGUGGACCUGGUUGUGCCGGAACCUUAGGAUUUUUCAGCGAAAAUGGACCCAUCAUUCUUGAUCCUAAUCAUCAAACUCCCCAAGAUAACCCGAAUUCAUGGACAAGAUUUGCCAAUAUGAUGUGGAUCGAUCAGCCAUUUGGAACUGGUUAUUCACAAGGUUCACCCCUCGCUUCCACAGUGUCCAUAGCUACUAGCGACUUCAUUCAAACAUUGAAGUCAUUCUAUGCCAAGUUUCCUGAAAUGAAGGAGAAAGAAUUAUACCUCGUGGGUGAAAGCUAUGGAAGUGUUUGGGGUGCUUACUUUGCGCAAGCUCUUCGUUCCGACCCAGAAUUACAUGCUAUUCCCUUUGGAGGUCUUGGUAUCAUUAGUGGUUUGCUUUCUGAUUAUGAAACCCAAAAUACCAUUACCGCUUCUAUGUGGUUGGACCAUGUAAAUAAAAUGGGCCUGUAUUAUACAAACGAAUCGGCUGAAGUUUCAACGUUUUUUGCAGCAAAAAAUCAACAAUGUGGCUAUGCCGAAGUUUUGGAAAGAAUGCAAUUUCCUGCUGAGCAAACCCCAAUUCCCAAACCUCGUGUCAAUUUAACCAAUUCUUUUUCCAAGAAAAAACGCCAAGCUGAUUCUGAUUCCGAUUCCGGAAAUAUCAAAGAAGCGUUCCAGAUGAUUACAGACUGUGACACAUAUACACUUACUGACUUUUUAUUAUAUUUGAAAAAUCACUGCAUGAUUACUUAUGACAUAACAUUGGACUGUAGUUUUAACAGCAACAACGAUCCCCUUACAACUUACUUAAACAGAAAGGAUGUUCAAAAGCAGUUACAUGCCAUACAUGUUGAAUCCGCUCUGACAUCUUCAAAGGGGAUUUUUGGAAACGGCUGCAACUACGAUGUUUAUGGAGAUAUUGUUAAAAACGGUGCUCCUUCCAUAUUAGAAGAGGCUAUUCCUGAAUUGGUUCAAAAUUACAAGGUCUCGUUUUUGGCUGGUGCUCUAGACUUUCAACUUCUUUGGACUGGUUCAUUGUUGGCGUUACAAAAUACAACUUGGAACGGAUGGCAAGGAUUUCAGGAAAUUCCAGACUUGAAUUCACCUUUUGGUUUUACAUUAGAUGAGCGAAAUCUUGCGUUUACACUGUCAAACAAGGUGGGUCACAUGGCUCCAAGCAAAGAUCCGUCUAUGGUCAUUGACUGGCUCCAAAAAACUUUACUUGGUUAA